Molecule: messenger RNA, 756 nt
Organism: Pieris macdunnoughi
Lineage: Eukaryota; Metazoa; Arthropoda; Insecta; Lepidoptera; Pieridae
Source: the annotation of a GenBank genome assembly
AUGUUAAAAAGCCAAUACUACAUAGGUUUCGUGUUUUUAGCUAUUGUUGCAGUGGCCCCAAACGGUAUAUUUGAUUUAAGCGAUGUUAAAAACAAAUUAUUGCAAUGGAAAACACAAAAAUUAACAUCAUUGUGUCCAUCAAACGGGCAAAAACUACAAUAUUUAUUGAAUUUAGUAUGCAGUACAGCACAACCUACGAACGUUACAAAUCGAGAUGCAUGCAUCUCUUGCUUCUCUAGGGUCACAUCUAUGCCAGAGGGACCUCAAGAAUUGAAUUCUCUAAGUGUUUGUGCUGUCCAAUAUUUUGCGAAUACGUCGUAUGCUAGAUGCGCCACGGCCCUAAUGGCCUUAUCAACAUCAGCUCUUAAUGUACAACCGUCAGGAUGCUAUAUGGGAUAUUGUGAUUUUGUUCGCUGCUUGAGGAGAGCUAAUUCAGUUAACCUGAUAACUCAAUGUACAAGAGAAGCUAGAACCGGUGUAAACAUUACUCUAGACAAUGACAAUGUACGGUUUUAUACAAAUGUCACAUCUUGCAUAUUAGCGAAAACUAGAUGUGGUCCUUUUAACCCCAUAACGGGAGAGCCUCAAACGCCAGGUUACACGUCGACCGGGAUGAGAGUGAGCAACGCACUACAGUUUUCAGACAAUGGGGAACUCAGAGUAUUGGCAUUUUCUACAGCUACACCCGUAUCGUCAUCUUUUUGCUCUGCAAUGAAUAAUUUAACCCAAACAAAUUGGCUGACAAACGUAUGCUAA